AUGGUUGUCAUCAAGAAAAGAGGUGCAACGAAGAAGCUGGGUCCACUCUGCCUAGGUCGAAACUCGAUAAAAUUCCGUCUGCCAAACAGUUCCCGGCACUUCAGCGUGCACGAAGACCUACUCUGCCGCAACGCGCAGUACUUCAAGCAGACAUUCCAGACGCGGCGCCGGGAAAUCGAGGGAGAAUGCCUGAUAUGUCGCGACGAUCUCGAUCCCAAAGCCGACGACGUGACGUUCUGCAGGUCGCCCUGCGGCCAGAAUUACCACGAGAAAUGCAUUGAGCGGUGGGACGUAACGGCCGAGAAUGGAGCUACGUGCCCCAUCUGCCGCCGGGUCUGGCAAUUCAAACCGAAGGAACUUGUCGAUGUACCUGAAGAUGCGCACCUGGAUCACGAUGCUGUGGAGUCGUACGUGGAGUGGCUGUAUACAAAGAAGCUGGACUUUGGCGAGGACUCCACACGAUACACGACGCAAUACGAGCUCCGGCUGCUCAAAGCCUGGACAGUCGCUGACGUGUUCAAAGACGAGGGUUUCAAAAACUGCAUUGUCGCCGAGUUCGUUGCUUGGAUGGAUAAAGACGUCGCGCUCUUUGGUCGCAACAGCGUACGAUAUGCGUAUGAAGAGCAGUGUAUAGCCUCCAUGCGCGAAUUUGUCCUCGAUGUAUGGCUGAUGCAUAACACGCUGGGUUUCAUCUCCCACCUCUUCAAGGACCUCCCUAAUGAGUUCGCGAGAGAGCUGUGUCUCGCCCUGAUGCUGCGGACCGAUUGGAAGGACAUGAAACUCAAGGAUUUGUUGAAAAAGCAUACUGGAGGUGAGUAUGAUGUGGAGGCUGAAGCUCAAGAAUAG
This is a messenger RNA of Exserohilum turcica Et28A, 846 nucleotides long. RefSeq lists its product as uncharacterized. Bases 1 to 846 code for a protein of 281 amino acids. Gene Ontology annotation, molecular function: ubiquitin protein ligase activity. The transcript is spliced from 2 exons. Lineage: Eukaryota; Fungi; Ascomycota; Dothideomycetes; Pleosporales; Pleosporaceae. The record is from RefSeq and is a predicted model, not a curated record.